Messenger RNA from Rotaria sp. Silwood2, 850 nucleotides. The record is from the annotation of a GenBank genome assembly. NCBI's taxonomy places the organism in Eukaryota, Metazoa, Rotifera, Eurotatoria, Philodinida, Philodinidae.
UGACGAUGAAAAAACAUUUGAUAUUAUGAUUAGUUAUUCACAUAAAGAAAAAGUUCUCUGUAAACAAAUCUAUGAUGAAUUAAUUAAAUUUGGUUAUCGUGUAUGGAUUGAUUUUGAUCAAAUGCAUGGAAAUGUUAUGGAUGCAAUGGCAAAAGCUAUUGAAAGAUCAACGACAAUUAUUAUUUGUAUGAGUGAACAAUAUCGAAAAAGUAAUUAUUGUCGAGCUGAAGCACAAUAUGCAUUUCAAAUGCAACGUAAAAUAGUUCCUGUUAUUUUACAAAAACAUUAUAAAGCUGAUGGAUGGCUUUUAUUUCUUAUUGGUCAAUUAUUAUAUGUUGAUUUUAAUAAAUAUGAAUUUUCUCAAGCAAUGGAAAUAUUAUUUAAAGAAUUAAAAGCAGAAAAUAAAUCUAAGACUAAUAUUGGACCUGUUCAACCUAAAAAAGAUUCUACGGUUAUGCCUCCUACUCAAUCUGUUUCUUCACCAAAAAAAUCAGUAUCACCAACAUUUUCUCAGAAUAUUCUUGAAUGGACACCAACACAAGUACAAGAUUGGUUAUUAGAACAUAAACUUAUUCAAAUGUCUCGUCUUUUUACAAAUUGUAAUGGUCGCAGUUUAAUUUAUUUGAGCAAGUAUGUGAAAAAUUGUGAAACACAACAAAUUUUAAAUUUACUUCAAGAAGAUUCACUUCGAAGAAUACAUGAAAGUAUAUCAUUAAUAGAGUUAUCCUGUUUUCAUUCAUUAAUGGAUCAACAAAAACGACUUCUUCAGUCGAUUGAUGUAAACACUGAGAGAAAAGAUUUUCAUAUAUCUUGUUCGAUCAAUAAUGAAACGUUGGUGACAAGAAUAUGA